Messenger RNA from Zonotrichia leucophrys gambelii, 3036 nucleotides. It is a transcript of the gene CD96, whose product is annotated as CD96 molecule. NCBI's taxonomy places the organism in Eukaryota, Metazoa, Chordata, Aves, Passeriformes, Passerellidae. Gene Ontology annotation, biological process: inflammatory response; cell-matrix adhesion. The record is from RefSeq and is a predicted model, not a curated record.
AUGAAAGCAAGGUGGCUUUUCUCUCUCUUUUGUUUGCUCUCAAUGCCCAGUGUCACAGGUAAGAGUGCUGAUCUUUUUUUACAGACAGAAGUGGUCCACGCUCCACCAGGUACUGACAUCACCCUGGUGUGCAUGUUCCCAAAAUUGCACAGCACCCACAUCAUACAGACACAGUGGUCCAAGACUGACGGCAGCCCCUUUACCAAAAUAGCUGUAAAUCACCCCACCUAUGGCACCCAUUACUUCAAGUUUUCUGAGGCUCCUUACAACUUUUCAGUGUCCUUCAGCACAAGGAUACGCUGCAGUGGUGAUGACACAGGGUCCUCGUGUUCCACCAAUCCAAAUGCCAUGUCUGAAUGCAAUUGGUUGCUGCACCUGGAAAAUAUUACCGUGUCCCUUACUGGGCAGUACGAAUGCAUUUUUGCUACCUACCCAUAUGGAACAAAGGCUGCAAAAAUUCAACUUACUGUCAAGGCAGAAGAGGAGAGGCACUACCUGAAGAAAGUGUGGUUAAAGCAGAUUUUAGAAAUUCCAUGCCUUGAGGAUGAGACCUCAGAAAAUUUGUCCACUUAUCCUUUGAAAUGGCUAGUGGAUGAAGAUGGGUGGGAAGAGGAACUUGUGACCAAGGAGCCCUCCUGUCCUGCUGUGUACAGAAACAGCAGCAUGCUGUACGGGCAAAAAGUCCUCCUGAGUUUGAACAACACCCUAAAGGUUUUCCCCACCAAAAUCACUUAUGAUGGCAGAGUCUUUUCCUGCCAUGUGCUGUACCACCCAGACAGAGUCCAGAAGAGCAGCACCAUUGUGAGAGUAUUUGCUUACCCUGAGAUCUUCAUUAGCUUGGAGGAGAGCUCAGCCAGCACCUCGCAGAAGCCUAAUGUGAGCUGUGUCAUGAGGAAGGCAUUUCCCAAGUCAAGCCUCCUGCGGUACAUGGACAGAGCAAACGUGACAGAACAGCCUGGAGAAAUUUCUGUGGUACAAGAAGACUUGCAGGACACUGAAGAUUUCUAUGAGUUGAGAUUGACACUGAUGUUCGAAGGGACCCAUAAGACACAUAAGACAUUCUCAUGUGUGUGUCUGUUUCCCUUCCUGGGAAAUGAUAUGAAGAUUAUUUCAUCAAAAGAAAUAUUUGUUUCCUUUCACAAUAAGUCUAAUGAAGCUUUAGCUGAAGUUUUUACUACCAUGGUUUCAGAUGAGCACCAGUCGACAUCUGUGGCCUCUCUGGAUUUCACAAAUCCAGCAAAUUUGACUCCUGCUUCCACAACACAAGCAAGAGCGCUAACUUCUACCACAGAGGCAAAAGGCUACACCAGUGCCACGGCAUUCAGCGAGGCUUUGACAACAGCACGUAACCUGUCCUACAGCAUCACAGAUCAGACAAUUUCAGUUAUCAGAGGAAAAGAUUUCUUUCCUACCAGCAGCCUGCUGAACACUACUGGUGACAGGAGGAACGCCAAAGCCAGUGGCUUCCCCUGGCCAACAGCGGUAGCUGUCCUGCUCCUCCUCUGCAGCACUCUGGUAGCUUUAGGCAUCAGGAAAUGGUGUCAGUACCAGAAAGAGAUUAUGAACAGACGUCCAUCUUUUAAGCCACUGCCACCUCCAAUAAAGCACACCUCCAUGGUAGAGUCUGAUGGGACUCCCCCAUCCUGCCACGAACUAGAAAGCCUGUAACACCACCUGCACCCCUUGUGUAGCACACAGAAGACUAGCACAGUUAAAAGGCUCUGCCUUUGGAACAGUGGUUACGGGAGCUUGGUGGUAAUGACACAUAUUAAAAAUCAGAGCUCCUACAUGACAUUAAUUUUGGAAGCUGAGCACUUCUUGGGAGACUCCUUUCAUCCUGUGUAUCUCUAUGUGUGCACUACAUUCGUAGUAAGUGUCGCUGUGAGAUUACACAUGCUUAAUUUGAAUUGGGUGAUGAACUAGGAAUUUGCUAUCUUGUCCAUGGUAGCAGAUUAACACAUGAGUCUGCCAGCCUGACUGAAGAGUGUUGAAGCUUGUCCAUCUAUUCGAUGUAUAGAGAUGACAACUCUGCUGUAUGAACAUCACAGGUACUCAGCAAACAGUGGCUGAACACAAGAUUUUGAGACCUACACGAGCUGUUAUUGCAAUUAUUUAUUUUUUAUUGUGGACUAAUAUAACCCAACAUGUAAUUUUCUAUCACUGUGAAACCAAAAGAAAGAAUCAGCACCGUACACAGACAGAAAAUACCCUGCAUCUCUUGGCACAGGAUUGCAGCACUGGAUCAUGGAGGGUGGUUGGUGAGAUGAAAGAUCACCAGCCCUGGUGCAAGUGUAUGCAGAGAAGUCCCAGCUGUCAUUGGUGAAGUCACAAGAAAGUCAAUUUUGGUCCAGAGUCUUAAGAACUGAAGCAAGCCUAGAGUUAAUGGAAAAUUCUAGUCCUUUUGGAAGCACUAUGCCUUUGAAAUAAUACUUACUUUUAAGUCUGCUUUUCAGAAAUUAUAUUUACAGUAUAUGUGAAGGAAAGAAAUGUACUACUUUUAUUUUUCUUUGGUCUUAAUGAGCUUUCAUCACAUACUAUCUUCACAUUUUCCAAGACCUCAGGGGCAGUUUCCCAGGUGAACUUAAGCAUAAACUUAAGCCACAGGCUUAAGCCUGUGAAAGAGAUGAUCCAGUCUUCCCCCUGUCCUGCCCAAGCUACAGAUUUCCUCAUAUUGACACUAAUGAAUAAAUGACGGUGCAGUGGGUGAGCUUGGCUUGGCCUUUUGCACAGCUCUCAGCCAGGUCAGCAGCUGUGUGAUCACCAGUGCAAGGUACCAGAGCUACAGGAGGAGCUCUGCUUUUGGCAGCAACUGCGGUACCUUCAGGCAGCCAAGAAACAAACCAUCCCUCUGAGCUUGUUUAGAAAUGUAUUGUUACCGCAAUGGUAUUUCUGUAAUUAAUGCAAAUCAGCUAAAUUUCAAUUAUGUCAGGCUUAAAAUUGAUAUUUUGAUUUAGGAAUGGGAUUUGCUUUAUUUACUGCUAAACACUGGUCAAUGAGUGUCAGGGUUCAGAGCACUGUAUUUCCUGGGACUUUAGA